CAGUGGGUGCAGCAAGGGCGGAUGAGCCAGCUGGACCCGGUAAAUUGUUAUUUACAGUUUCUGGGCUCUUAAAAGAAGUGCUGCCCAGAGUUGUGCUGCUUUCAGGUCUUCAGCAUCUACCAUGAGGGUUCUGGUGACGGUGGUGUCCCUGUUCCUCCUGGGCAUCCAGGCCGAGACUCAUUGGACCUAUUCAGGGGGCAACCUGGAAGAGAGCGACUGGCCAAGGGCGUACCCUGACUGCGGUGGGCAGAGGCAGUCGCCCAUCAAUCUUCAGAGUAAGAAGGUGAAAUUCAACCGGUUCUUGAAGCCCCUGACCCUGAGUGGCUACGGGGAGGAUGGGUUGGAGUUCUCCAUGACUAACAACGGCCACACAGUGCAGAUCGCCCUGCCUUCCACCAUGAGCAUGAAAGACUCUAACGGCACCUUGUAUAAAGCAGAGCAGAUGCACUUCCACUGGGGUGGGGACUUCGCAGAAAUCAGCGGCUCUGAGCACACCGUCGAUGGGAUCAGGCGUGUGAUAGAGAUCCACUUUGUUCACUACAAUUCCAAGUACGAGAACUUCGACGAGGCCAAGAGCCAGCCCGACGGUUUGGCUGUGCUGGCAGUUCUUGUGGAGAUCAAUGAAUACGAGGAAAAUACCUACUACAGCCCUCUCAUUUCUGAGCUGCUCAACAUCCAGUAUACAGGACAAAUAACAACCCUGAAAAACAUUAACAUUUAUAACUUGCUGCCUGGAGACACGUUCCACUAUUACACCUACGAAGGCUCGCUCACCACUCCCCCCUGCACCGAGAACGUCAAGUGGUUUGUGCUUCAAGAUACCGUCAAGCUCUCUAAGACCCAGGUUGUGAAUAUGGAGAACACUAUUAAAAACGACCACAACGAGACCCUUCAUAACAUCUACCGCAAGACCCAGGCCCUCAACGAGAGAGUGGUGCAAGCCAAUUUCCCGGACUUCUUUAGUAAGAAUCCUGACUGGUACUCCUCCAUUGAUGCUGGACUUUAUGAUGAACAUCCCGUGGAUACAGGUCUCGUUGGUCACCACCGGAUAAAGACUGAUGAGAACCUGGCAAACCAUGCUGGACCAAAGAAAAUUAAGAAGAGAAAGCACAAUUAA
Messenger RNA from Microtus oregoni (creeping vole), 1117 nucleotides. Its product is annotated as carbonic anhydrase 6-like. NCBI's taxonomy places the organism in Eukaryota, Metazoa, Chordata, Mammalia, Rodentia, Cricetidae. The coding region runs from base 122 to 1117 and encodes 331 amino acids. The transcript is spliced from 9 exons. The record is from RefSeq and is a predicted model, not a curated record. Gene Ontology annotation, molecular function: carbonate dehydratase activity; zinc ion binding.